UCAUAAUCCCCACCUAGGCUCCAGGGCCAGGUUUCUUGAUAGGCUGCAAACAGCACAGUGCAGCUCCUGCAGCAUGAGUAACCCAACAGCAGCAGCCCCCCAGGGGUCUAAAACCAAUUUGGUUUCUAAGGCAGUGAACACUAACCUGAGAGGGCUUGUUCAUUGCCACUUGCCAAGAUUUUCAUACAGACAUGGAAUGUUCCCAAAGCUCUAUGUGAUGCCCUGGAAACAAGAUAUGAAGUACCGAAAACUGAUAUUAAAGCAUGCUGACAAUGUUGGGCUAUACACUGGUGCCCCUGAAGAUACUCUGUUUUUGGACAAAUGCGAGAGGCACUGCCACGGAGAAGACCGAAAGCAGCUUCUAAUGAAAGUUCCACACCAAAUGACCGUUGUGGACAUUCCCAUUUAUUCUCACCUCUCUCGAUACCACAAAUCCAUGGUGGCUUAUGGCUUCAGGAUCAAACUCUGAGUUGCUUUUUCCACCAGCUGGGAUUGCAUCGGCCAUGUAUUAAACAAUGCUGCAAGAAAACAGCAUGGGACAUUUUUACCCCCUUACUAAAUAGGAUAAAUCCUCCUGAAGUCUGUGAGAUGUUCUGUUAAAGUAAUAAUUUGAGAUCUGAUCCGCUUGGAACCAACCCCAAAUUUUUGAGCUAGAGCUUUUAUGUAUUUAAGAAUCAGGCCCUUAUGCUGGAUUCCUGUCUGAGGAGAAUCCAAGUCUUUGGGCAAAGUUUAACUUUCUAUCUGCAAGUUGGUGUCCUUUCGGAGAAAUGGGAUGGAGUGGAAUCUCAGAAAUCAAAAGGCUUGGAAACUGACUCCCAGAAAGCCCCAAUCCAUAACGAGUCAAGCCCACCUAAAUUUUGCCUCAGGGAUAAACUUAGAGAUAGCAUUAAAUGCCUCUUUGCCUUUAACGUGGAAGUUUAAAAUAAUACAAAUAGCAUCAACUGGGCGGAGGCUGGUAAUUAAUAAGAUUCCAGAAGAGAUCGAAAUUAGCCUUUCAAUCCUGA
Molecule: messenger RNA, 1004 nt
Organism: Elgaria multicarinata webbii
Lineage: Eukaryota; Metazoa; Chordata; Lepidosauria; Squamata; Anguidae
Gene: SPMIP10
Product: sperm microtubule inner protein 10
Exons: 3
Coding region: 74-469 (131 amino acids)
Source: RefSeq, a predicted model, not a curated record